AUGAUGCACCGCCGUGACUUGGCCAUGUUCGAGCUUGCAACCUACGACCACAGCGCUAGACUUGACCUCAACCGCCACGCCGUCAUUUGCCCCAAUAAUGAGAGCAUCACCACUAUUUACGAGAAUUGGUCCACAAUGCAGAACUCGUUCAGACGUAUGUUGAAGGCUCAACAACUUCGGGAUGCGCUCCAGGAAUACCACUCGGGCUCGCCAUUCAUUCGUGAGAGAUGUCAGAAUUUACUGUUCCGCUUAAAAGACGACAUUGAGUUCUAUUACCAACUGGAGCAUCGCAACGAGAAGAUGAUGGCCCAAAAGGCCGCGCAUGACAUUUUGGACGACAACCUGGUCCCCGCCGAGUACGUCGACGAGUACCUCGAGUUCCUCCGCACGAGAUCCGAAGGCGAAGGUGAAUGGAUGACAAAGCUCCUGGACUUCGUCUUGGUGGUCCGCGUCUCUGGCAAAAGACGGUAA
This is a messenger RNA of Pestalotiopsis fici W106-1, 471 nucleotides long. RefSeq lists its product as uncharacterized. NCBI's taxonomy places the organism in Eukaryota, Fungi, Ascomycota, Sordariomycetes, Amphisphaeriales, Sporocadaceae. The record is from RefSeq and is a predicted model, not a curated record. The coding region runs from base 1 to 471 and encodes 156 amino acids. The transcript has 3 exons.